AUGUAUGCAAGUAAUAAUGAUAAAGGACGUAAUAAAAGUAAAGCUUCGUAUGGUAAUAUUGAUGAUUGUUUUGUACGUGUAUAUAAUUCUUCAACAAGUUCAAUAAGAAUAUUAUCUGAUGAUGAUAUUAUUGAUGAACUAGCAAUUAUUGUUUGUUCUUUAUUAACAUGUUCAUUAUUUAAUGAAUUUGUAUUUUUAUUUGGUCGUUGUAAUAAUGUAUAA
Rotaria sp. Silwood1 is the source of this 222-nucleotide messenger RNA. The record is from the annotation of a GenBank genome assembly. NCBI's taxonomy places the organism in Eukaryota, Metazoa, Rotifera, Eurotatoria, Philodinida, Philodinidae.